GAUUUGAAUGUCGGAGAGGGUCUCUGAAAGGGCAGCCUGGAAAUAAUACACAAACGCCGUUGAUUGUUUCGAUCUAAUGCAGCUUUGGUCCAUGAGGACCUCCCUUUCGUUUCUGUAGCAUUCGAUCAAAAUGAGUAGUUACCAGAUGAAUGCAAACAGUGGACCCAAUCGUGCGAUGGGCACGGUUGGAGAGCCGAGCUACAUGGACCUCAGUAACAUGCCUGUGGACAACAAACAGCAACAGACAAUGAUGUGGCAGCAGAAUCAGUACAUGAGUGAUUCGGGCAUUCAUUCUGGACAGACUACACAGGCUCCAUCCAUAAGCAGCAAGAGCCAUGGAGAAGAGGUCGACGAAGGAGAGAUGGACCCAUCAAAGAUGAUGUUCGACUGGGGUUUAGGCGCAGAUUCUUACAAUCAGGAGCAAGUCGAUGAAAUCAACCAGCAGUUGAACCAGACCCGCUCUCAGCGUGUGCGGGCAGCCAUGUUUCCUGAGACAAUGCCCGAAGGUGUGCAGAUCCCCUCCACCCAGAUCCAGGCUGACCAGCCCACAGCAGUGCAGCGACUCAGUGAACCCUCGCAGAUGUUGAAGCACGCGGUGGUCAAUCUGAUCAACUAUCAGGAUGACGCUGACCUGGCGACCCGGGCUAUCCCUGAACUGAUCAAACUACUGAACGACGAGGAUCAGGUCGUGGUGUACCAGGCGGCCAUGAUGGUCCACCAGCUGUCCAAAAAGGAGGCCAGCCGGCACGCCAUCAUGAACUCCCCUCAGAUGAUCACGGCCUUGAUCCGGGCCAUGGCCAACACGGAGGACAUUGAGACGACUCGCUGCGCAGCCGGAACCCUUCACAAUCUGUCCCACCACCGCCAGGGGCUGCUCGCUAUCUUCAAGUCUGGGGGGAUCCCAGCUCUCGUGAAAUUGCUGAGCUCCCCGCUGGAGUCGGUUCUGUUCUACGCCAUCACCACCCUCCACAACCUGCUGCUGCACCAAGAGGGCUCCAAGAUGGCUGUCCGAAUGGCCGGGGGUCUCCAGAAGAUGGUGGCUCUGCUGCAGCGCAACAACAAUGUCAAGUUCCUGGCCAUCACCACCGACUGCCUGCAGAUUCUGGCUUACGGCAACCAGGAGAGCAAGCUUAUCAUUCUGGCAAGUGGAGGCCCUGGGGAGCUGGUGCGCAUCAUGAAGUCUUACACUUAUGAAAAGCUCCUGUGGACUACUUCCCGUGUUCUCAAAGUCCUUUCUGUCUGCUCCAGUAACAAGCCUGCUAUUGUUGAAGCUGGAGGCAUGCAGGCUCUUGCAAUGCAUUUGGGUCACCAGAGUCAGAGGCUUGUGCAGAAUUGCUUGUGGUCUUUGAGAAACUUGUCCGACGCAGCUACAAAGAUGGACCAACUGGACCACCUCCUUCAAAUGUUGGUGCAACUGCUGUCCAGCAACGACAUCAACGUGGUCACUUGUGCUGCUGGCAUCUUGUCCAACUUGACCUGCAACAACCACCGCAACAAGGUGAUGGUGUGCCAGGUGAACGGCAUCGAGGCUCUGGUCAGGACCAUCAUGCAGGCCGGAGACAGGGAGGACAUCACAGAACCUGCUGUUUGUGCCUUGCGUCACCUUACCUCUCGUCACCCAGAAGCAGAAAUGGCUCAGAACGCUGUCCGUCUGCACUAUGGUCUGCCUGUGUUGGUGAAAUUGCUGCACCCUCCCAGUCGCUGGCCUCUUAUCAAAGCUGUCGUUGGUCUCAUCAGGAACUUGGCACUCUGCCCAGCCAAUCAUGCCCCUCUCCGUGAGCAUGGCGCUCUGCCCAGAAUCGUGCAACUGCUGAUCAGAGCCCAUCAAGACACACAGAGAAGAGCUUCCAUCAGCUCCAACGGACCCCCUCUGACUGGCUAUGUGGAUGGCGUUCGCAUGGAGGAGAUUGUCGAGGGAACUGUUGGAGCUCUUCACAUCUUGGCCCGUGAGGCCCACAACAGAGCUGUCAUCAGGGGUCUCAACUGCAUACCACUUUUCGUUCAGCUCCUGUACUCCCCCAUCGAGAACAUCCAGCGAGUCGCUGCCGGUGUGUUGUGUGAGCUCGCGGCGGACAAGGAAGGCGCAGAAAUGAUCGAGCAGGAAGGAGCAACUGCACCCCUCACCGAGUUGUUGCACUCACGCAAUGAGGGUGUCGCCACCUACGCAGCAGCUGUUCUGUUCCGAAUGUCGGAAGACAAGCCACAAGAUUACAAAAAGCGUCUCUCCAUGGAGCUGACCAGUUCUUUAUACCGAGGAGAUCCCAACUGGGCUGAUCCGCCGGUGUUUGAGGAUAUGACCAUGCCGCUGGAGGACUCGCGCGAUCCCAUGUACAACGCACAAGGCUCUCAGGGCAGCAUGUAUGGCGGGGCUCACUCGGACAUGGGACGGGGACCCACAGGUUAUGAACAAGUUCCCAUCGACUCGAUGCAAGGUCUGGACAUCGGCAGCCAACACGGCAGCGGUUACGGCCCCAUGGACAACCUGCCGGACCUGGCCAGUCCUGGGGACAUCAACUUUGACAACAUUGACCCUGCCCUGGGACCCCCUGGUGGCGACAACCCCAACCUGUGGUACGACACCGACGUCUAGUGCGGAGACCGACUACGCGGGGGCGGGGGGGAAAUGAGAUCUGAACAUUUUAUGGCUUCAGGGAAUGGUGGUUGUUUUUUUUAA
This is a messenger RNA of Aplysia californica (California sea hare), 2674 nucleotides long. Its product is annotated as beta-catenin. Gene Ontology annotation, molecular function: alpha-catenin binding; protein phosphatase binding; transcription coactivator activity. Gene Ontology annotation, biological process: cell adhesion; positive regulation of transcription by RNA polymerase II. Gene Ontology annotation, cellular component: catenin complex; adherens junction. NCBI's taxonomy places the organism in Eukaryota, Metazoa, Mollusca, Gastropoda, Aplysiida, Aplysiidae. The record is from RefSeq and is marked provisional.